Molecule: messenger RNA, 4532 nt
Organism: Anguilla rostrata (American eel)
Lineage: Eukaryota; Metazoa; Chordata; Actinopteri; Anguilliformes; Anguillidae
Gene: tnfrsf11a
Product: tumor necrosis factor receptor superfamily, member 11a, NFKB activator
Exons: 10
Coding region: 2011-3651 (546 amino acids)
Biological process (GO): response to interleukin-1; lymph node development; multinuclear osteoclast differentiation
Cellular component (GO): external side of plasma membrane
Molecular function (GO): tumor necrosis factor receptor activity; cytokine binding
Source: RefSeq, a predicted model, not a curated record
ACCACAGGAUCCUCGUCUGAAGUUCCCUCACAUCUCUGUCUUGAGUUUUAAGUUUUGUGGGAAGUCUGUUACGUAUUCUGUUUGUAGGUCCAUGAUUUGAUACAAUUCGUGUGGUUAGAUGGCUAACAUUUUGCUCUUGAUGAAGACGUCAGACGAGUCUCUUUGCUUUUUAUACAGAGAAGCCAUUCUUGUUUUUCAUACAUAUUCGAUUAAUGCGAGAACGGCCGUUUUACUGUGCAGUAUCACACUGUCUUAUUAUGUUGUCGCUAAGAGUAAUUGGAUGGUGAACGUCUUUCACCUUUAUCGGCUUCCUUCACGGGACAACCUUGUCAGUGUGGUGUACAUCGACGGUAGAAUGUAAAAGAGAUAAUUUUGGCAUAACUUUUUUUGUCUUCCAUUUUACAUACACAAGCAGAACUUUUUAUAUUUUGUAUUUCAUUGUUUAUUUCUAAAUAAGAGCGCUGUCAUGUUUAUUGAACACAAAGAUGCAUUUAAAAACCAAUGGUCGAAAUUUCAAGUUAUUCAGAAUGCUUCCCGUUCCUCUUUUACGAUACAUCCGACGUAAUUGGAUCUUAAUACAUCAAUUCAUUGCAUUUUGCUUUCCGUAUUGGAGGCUUUACAUAAUGCAGUAGGGUACCAGGCUAUUUACCAUUUAGUGAAAUGAUAAUUACUAAAUUGGUAAUUACUACAAUUACUAAUUGGUAUUUCACAUACAUAGGAAAUACCAACUUUUUGCUUUUCACUACAGAUGCUAAAUCUGAAUAUCUUGAUUGCAUUGUUGAUAUAAGGAAAUAUCUUUUUGAAUUGUAAUGCACAGUCAAUUAGCCUGUAGUCAAUUACCUUGUGGUUUGAUUGUAGAUGACUUCCAUCAAGUCAUUCACGUCAACAUGUAUUGCACAUUGGCAGAACUUUGUUUAAUACUUAAUAAUUACUUGGAAAUUAAACCUGUUGCAAAGAAUGUUUAUCUUGCCAGCUAUAUUGAACCAAAGAAUAUGUUUCAUGUACAAGUAAGCAAGAUACGUAAGUAUGACUGACUGUAAAAUUUAGGCACUACACACAUGAUGCCAGCCUGUCUGGAACUAUGUGGUCAACGGAUACAUGAAUGGGACGCAUUUCUAAGCUUCCUCUAUAUACUGAUGUUUGUUACCAUAACUGUUCUGAUUUAAUUUGUUCCACAGAACAUUUUCUUAUACUAACAUCUUCCUCUUUCCAAUAUUAAACAGACUUUGGCAUCCUUACUCAGAGGCUAUAAUAUGUGGACAGGAGGAAAAAUAGUUCAUAAAAUUGUUUCAUAUUUCACAUGCACACAAACAUUGUUUUGUUUUGGUGUCAUUUAGUAAUUGGACAGGUGACACCUUGUCACAAUGCAGUAUUCAGUUUGAGUCAGUUUAAAGUAAUUGAACACAUUAUAAACAUAAUCAAUAUUCUCUGUUGUUUGCCAUGCAAUUAUUAACUGGGGGGACUGACUGUUACACGAAUAAGAAUAUCUGUACAACGUAAAUAUGUAAGAACAGUCUGAAUGAUAAAUAAUAAAAGAUAAAAUAAGAACUGACUGCGUAAGCAUGACUUCAAGUAAGUUGCUGUGAUUGGCCUGUGUGCAAAGAGCAAUAUGUCAGUUAUGCAAAUGUUGUGGUGGUUUCACCUACCAGUACAGAGCACACCUCCUGGUACAGUGUGGUCCUCUUCAUGUUUCAGCUUUUGAACUGGUUUUGUUUAACAGGCUGUUCUCAGAUGUACAGAUAAAAAGACAUUCCUUCCAUUCUAUUGGCUUCUUAUAGAUGCUGUUUGUUAUUCAGACUAACAGACAAUUUGAUUUAUGGAGAAGAAGCCAUUUCUGAUGUGGUGUAAGAAACUCGCUGAGCCAGAGAAAGCUAAAAUAUCAGAAAAACAUUCAAAUGUCAAAACUGUGGGUAAGGCUGUGGACAAGUGUUUUGUGUAGAAGAAGGAAAAUGCAAUAGACAGGCAGCCUCUAAACCAAACUGCAACCAGCACCAGUAUGUGAAAGAUAAGAUGUGCUGCAGUAAAUGUGCACCAGGAAAGUAUGUGUUUUUGCCAUGCAAAAGUGACUCAGACACCACUUGCCGGGACUGUGGAAGUAACGAGUACCAACCAGACUGGAACAAUGAAACAAAAUGUCUCUCACAGAAAUUUUGUGACACAGGAAAGGGCUUUAGCCGUGUUCGCCCGCAAAACCGCCUGGCUGCUGUGCCCUGCCAGUGUAGGCCAGGGUUCCAGUGCUACCUCAGCAACUGCGAGUUCUGCGAGAAGAUCAAGAGCUGCCCCUCUGGCUAUGGACUCACCACAGAAAACUUUGGCCGAGGUUCCUGUAAACCAUGUGAACAUGGACACUUCUCCAAUGAAUCUUCAAUUGAGCCUUGCAGGCCCUGGACUAGCUGCAAAGAACUUGGGAAGACAGAGAAACAACCUGGGAGUGAUACAACAGAUGCAGUGUGUGGACCUCUUAUUGCUGGCACGUCCACGCCAUGGGUUGUAGUGGCAGUCUUGUCCGUGAUAGUCAUCAUUUCCUCAAUCAUCUUGUUCUUGUUUUGCUACAAAGAUAGACUGGAACCUCUCUCUGAAAACUUAAGAACGUGUGUGCAGAAUCUGAAACGAAGUCGGAUACAGCAGGAAACAUCAUUGGCACCCUUCAGCAGUAGCCAUGGACCACAAAACGGCACACUUUAUGAAGUCACCUGCCUGAUUAGCCAGGAGGAUAACGUGCCCAAAUCCCUCAACACCUGCCCAGAUGACAGACUGGCAAACGGUGACUCUGCAACAGCACGACUGGAUCAGGAGGAGGGGCCUGGAGGGCCCUGUGACGAGGCUUUGGGCGGAGUGCCCUCCCCGUUGCCCUCCUCUAGCUCCUGCAGCUGCAUGCUGUCCACCAAGGAGCCGAUGGAGGUGGGGGAGAAUGAGGACUGCAGUCAAGCGGUGGCCACAGGCCUGACCAGGGCCUGCUCCUGUGGCGGAGACAGCGGUACGGGCGGAGGGAACCUUCUCCAGGAGACGUCCCUCUGUAAUGGCUGCUCCACCUGCAGCCUCUCGGCCUGCUCCCGCUGCGCCAACCGGCACGGGUCAUGUGACGCUUGUCUGGAUUUCUGCGGCCGAGCGGCGAAGGCCAGCGCGUCAGAGAACAAGGGCGGCCUCUGCGGCUCGGCUCGAGCGGACGGAGACCACAGACAGAAUGAGCCCUGCUGCUGCAGCAUAGACUCCACCACUGUCCCCAUGCUGUCCUCGGACAGUGAUAACGAGGAGGACGGUAGCCAGCAGGAGAAGCUCUCUGUGAGGGACCUUUCUCUGGAGCUCGAUACCGAGAGCUCCAGUCACACUUCAGACCUCCCCCUGGCAUCCGGUCACGUUAUGGGAAACAGCAACACCACGUUUAUUUCUAAUGGACAGGUUAUGAACUUCAGUGGUGAUGUCAUCGUGGUGUACGUCAGUCAGAACUCUGAAAGCAGUGGAGGAGGCCCAGGGGAGGACUUUUGCAGCCCUGUCCAAGAGGAGUCCAGCGAGGAGGACUUUCAAGGGAUCGCCAAGCCCAAGAUGAGCACUGUGCCACCGGAGGAUGUGCCACACCCUUUACAGGAGGAAACACACCAGCAAUCUGCAACCAAUCACAUGACCCUGCCUGUUCAAGAGAAGCCCAAUUAAUGGCCCCAGGAGAAGAAAGCGUGAAAAACUCAAAAGCAGUGUCUCAUGGGACUGGGAAAUGUAGGCAUAAGCCAAAGCUGGAACCAAUUUUGUCUUUUGCAUUUCAGGUUGUUCUCGUUGCAUUCAGAGUGCUUUGUUAAGAUAAAUGCUGUGCAUUUGUUAAAUAAUAUAUGUAUAUAUUUUCUGUUGUUAUUAUAAGUUAUUAACUUUCCCUGGUCAUCCAGUCCCAGUUGUGUCCAACAUCAUGAAUAACCAAAUGGUGAAAAAGGUACACUUGCAAACAGAAAUCUGAUCUUGUCUUGUCUAUUGAAAAUCCAGUUUGUCUUCCUUUUUGCCAGAGUUGUUUUGAUUUGGUUGUUAGGUAGAAUUAGUGACAUCUGUGUUUAAAGUUGGUCAAACCAUUUUGCCCCACCCACAAGCACAGAUGAGGGUUCAAUUUUGAGUUGCACUGUGAUUGGAUAUUUUGAAUAAAAUCAUUUAGAAAUCAAGGUAGUAAUUUAUGAAUAGCUAGAGUUUGCAUCUAUUUCACUUUCAUUUAUUAUUAAAGCAAUGUAUAAGCAGCCUGUGAUUGGAAUGUAUGCACAUGACAAAUAUAAUGAAUGUAGACAAAAUCCAGCUUUAUGAGGUAUAAAGUAGCACAAUGUCAGAAACAAAGUGGUUUAGUGAAUGAUGUACUGGUCUCAAGAGAGAACACUAAAAGUGGAAAAAGAAAGAGUUUCAGAAAGAAAAAAAACAAUAACUAAAUUCAGAACUCACCAAAGAAGGGUUUGUUUUUUGGAUUUUGUAUUAAUAUAUGUUGGUUUAUAGUACUGACAUAAAUCAGCAUGAGGAUUUUUGGAGGGUUUAUACUUGCCAAUCUUUGGAUUCUGUUAACAGCAAUU